This is a messenger RNA of Symbiodinium sp. CCMP2456, 2679 nucleotides long. Lineage: Eukaryota; Dinophyceae; Suessiales; Symbiodiniaceae. The record is from the annotation of a GenBank genome assembly.
AUGGAGCCUUCUAAGCAGACGAGCAAUACGGUUCGUCUGAGUUCAGGGCAGUCGAUCCGACCUCCUGUCCUCGGUGGAUUGAUCUCGGGCAAGAAGCCGGCAGUUACGCCGGAUGGCUCACGCGUUUUCGCGGCCUGUGGCAACUUGGCCAUAGGUUUCAGCACCCGAACCUCCCGGCGUCUGGGAGUACUUGGGCCCCUCCGUGGCACGGUGACGGCAACGGCAGGAGGCCUUCCAGGCAACACGAGUGCCGACAGCCCCCAGGCUGUCGCAACGGGAUCCUCGUUCGGAGAGCUGGUUAUAUGGGAUGCCAAGAGUCUGCAGCGGCUGUCCCAUUUGCAGUUCGAUGAGCCUGUAUUACAUGUCUCCUGGCCAACCAAAAGCAUUAUCAUGGUGUUUUUGGGCCAGAGAGGAGCGACAGUCACCGCAGAAGUUGUUUCCGUGGACUCCCUGGAGUCUAUAAGGAAACUGAGAAAGACGCCGCUGAGCGUGACGAACAGUAACGGGCCAGCGGCUGCGACUGACGAUGUCAUCGCUCUUGUUGAUGGCAAGGACCUGGUUGUCUGGGCAGAUGGCUGGUCGAACAGUCAGAGGUACACCCACAGCCAUCCGCUGACCUCAGUUGCCAUUGACCCGGCCAGGAGAUACGUUUGCGCUGGAGACUGCCGGGGCGUCUUGUGGACCUGGUGGGGCAUACUGGAAAAGGAAGGCAUAGACGCAACAAUGGCGGUCCCUGCUCGUUGGCACUGGCAUGCUAGCGAGAUCCUCGCCUUGGAGCACUGUGGACCGGUGUUGCUGAGCGCCGGCCGUGAGGGCGUCCUCUGCGUCCGCAACAUGGAGGACGAAACUCUGCAGUUCAUCCCACGCUUUCCGACGGCUCUGCGGCACAUGAUCGCAACAGAUGAUGGCCAGGUGGUCUGCAGUUUGGAGGACAACUCCUUGGCUGUCAUCUCGAGCAUCCAUGGCUGGGUGAGGCCUCAGUACAUCUACUCCGUGGAUCUCCCUGAUGCUGCACCUGUUCCUAGCCGACGGAUGAAGAAGCGGAAGCGCCUUCAGCAGAGCGAGGAGCCCGCCACGCUGCCAAAGAAGCAGACCGCGAAAUCACGAAUUUUCCACAAUCUGGGAGGUUGCCAAAUCGGCAUCUCAUCUGGUCGCCGAGUACAGUUUCUCUCGCCGGGCGAGAUGCAGCCCAGCAAGGCACAGAAGCUCCACCGUGGUGGUACCGCAAACAGCGACCCGAAGCAGCGCUGGGCCUUGCAGCAGCUCGUCUUCAGUGCAGAUGCGUCUUGCAUCAUGACUUGCGAGACACGACUGUCGCCGGCUCUCGAACACUUCGACCCCGCAUCGGCUUUCAGCUGCAUGCUGAAGUGGUGGCGACGGACUGAUACUGAUCAGUACGUCCUGGACAGUGUGUCCAACAACCCCCACACGGCCGAGGUCACCGUGGCGAUAGCAAAUCCGGAUCUCCGGUACAUGUUUGCCACCGCGUCGCUGGACGGCAACUACAAGCUUUGGGACCGACUUCCGGCGGAGGAGAAGAAGGAAGGCAAGGAGCCACUACAUUGCUGGCAAUGCCUGGCCAUGGGAAGCUGGCAGAGGCGGCCGAUCCAUGCGGGCUGCUUCAGCCCGGAUGGCUCCAUGUUGGCCAUGGGUUCCACAGGGAGCAUCGUCCUUUGGGAUGCCGAUCAAGGCGAAGAGCUUGAGAUCCUGGACCUGGAUCAGGUGUCCGACAAGCCCCAGCAACUGAGCAGCGCGGUGGCGAAUGGCAUGUUCAUGCUCAUCGGUUGCGUUUCUGGGCAGGGCAAGGAUGAGAUUCUGUGCUGGGAUCUCGAGUCCCUAGAGGUCUUCGCGCGAUUGGAUCUGGGGGCAGCUUUGCCAGGCCGCGGAUGCUGCGAAAUGCGCUGCGCCCUGCCGCUUGGUGCCCCCCUAGACAUCAUGGCCUUUCGCUCCGGCGAGGCUGCAGUGAUGACCUGGCGCCUCACGGUCACUGAAGCCUCCAAGUCACCGAAGAAGAAGCGGAAAUCCUUGGAGAGCUCCCCGACCUCCAAGAAAGCACGCAGGGAAGAGGCACUGCCCUUGCCCCUCCCGCCAAAGAUGGCCUUCGUGGAGCAGGCCUCCGCGACGCUACCGCAGCAGCAUGCGGUUAUCGACGCCACCUUCCGGACUCGAAGUGACGGCGCGUCUUCCAUCCUUUGCUGGACCUCGACACAAGAGCUCUGGGACAUUGACCCAGCCGGUGCGGAUGUGUCCAUGGAGAAAGACAAUGUCGCGACCCAGCCGGAAGAGGAGCCCCUUCCACGCAACGCAGGUCCGCUGGCAAGUAUUACUUCAGGUCGCGCUGCAGUGGAAGCGUCUCGCCCCGGCUUCGUCCUUCCGAGACGCACUACUGCGGCUCAACAGGCUGGCCUGGUACCCCGGCUGGUCCAGCGCGUGGUGCCGCCGCACGUGCCAAGCCACCUUCUGCCACCUCCCGCUGUGCUUUGGGCAGGCUUUCUGUCUGUUUUCGCCAAACCGCCGGAUUCUUCGCAGCCGAUGGCUCCCUUCAGUGUCAAGGCAGGUUCCGAGCCUCCACCGGAGAAGGAGGUGGACGAUCUCUGGGCGGAUCCGUCAGGCAAAAUCCAAGACGAGUUCGUGGAUGCAGCCUGGAUGGAUGCGCUGGUGGCCGGCACCCUAAGCUAA